Dicentrarchus labrax (European seabass) is the source of this 3096-nucleotide messenger RNA. It is a transcript of the gene tubgcp4, whose product is annotated as tubulin, gamma complex associated protein 4. Gene Ontology annotation, molecular function: gamma-tubulin binding; microtubule minus-end binding. The transcript is spliced from 18 exons. Bases 142 to 2142 code for a protein of 666 amino acids. Lineage: Eukaryota; Metazoa; Chordata; Actinopteri; Moronidae. Gene Ontology annotation, cellular component: centrosome; spindle pole; gamma-tubulin complex. The record is from RefSeq and is a predicted model, not a curated record. Gene Ontology annotation, biological process: meiotic cell cycle; cytoplasmic microtubule organization; microtubule nucleation.
AAUGUCCCGUGAUGCUGUGCGUCGGAGCGUCAGCAGCCUGCGACACCCCGGGCGGCGGUUUGUUUGUUGUUGUUGUUGUUGAUGACCGCGGAGCUCCUCCUCGCGUUAUUAUCACUUUUAAUCAAUUAAAAGUUAAUUAAUAUGAUUCACGAGCUGUUGCUGGCGUUGAGUGGAUACCCGGGGACCAUCUUCACAUGGAACAAACGGACAGGGCUGCAGGUGUCCCAGGACCUGCCCUUCCUUCACCCCAGUGAGACCAGUGUCCUCAACCGGCUGUCUAAACUGGGCUCCGAUUACAUCCGCUUUACAGAGUUCAUAGAACAACACACCGGCCAUGUGCACCAACAAGAACAUCACACGAACCAGCCCAGCCAGACGGGACUUCAUGGAAUUUACUUGCGGGCCUUCUGCACAGGUCUGGACUCUAUUCUGCAGCCGUACAGACAGGCCCUGCUGGACCUCGAACAAGAGUUCCUUGGAGAUCCACAUCUGACAAUAUCUCAUGUGAAUUAUAAGCUCGAUCAGUUCCAGUUGCUGUUUCCUUCUGUGAUGGUGGUGGUAGAGACGAUUAAAUCACAGAAGAUCCAUGGCUGUCAGAUCCUGGAGACGGUGUACAAGCACAGUUGUGGGGGGCUUCCUCCUGUACGCAUGGCCUUAGAGAAGAUUCUUGCUGUGUGCCACGGCGUGAUGUACAAGCAGCUAGCAGCUUGGAUGCUGCACGGACUGCUGCUGGACCAAAGUGAGGAGUUCUUCGUGAAGCAGGGGCCCAGUGCAGGAGGAGCUGCGGCCAACCAGGAGGAGGAUGAGGAGGACCUGGGGUUAGGAGGUUUGAGCGGGAAACAGCUCAGAGAACUCCAGGACCUGAGGCUCAUCGAGGAGGAGAACAUGUUGGCUCCGUCCCUGCAGCAGUUCUCCCUGCGAACCGAGAUGCUUCCCUCUUACAUUCCCAUCAGAGUGGCUGAGAAGAUCCUCUUUGUUGGAGAAUCUGUCCAGAUGUUUGAAAAUCACAACCACAGCCCAUCCAGAGCUGGCUCCAUCCUGAAGCACCAGGAGGACCUGUUUGCUGCAGACCUGCACAGACUCAAACAGCAACCUCUGUUCAGCCUGGUGGAUUUUGAAAAUUUGAUUGAUCGCAUCAGGAGCACAGUGGCAGAGCAUCUCUGGACGUUGAUGGUGGAGGAGUCAGAUCUGCUCGAACAGCUCAAGAUCAUUAAAGACUUUUAUUUACUGGGUCGUGGCGAGCUCUACCAGGUUUUUAUUGACCUUGCGCAGCACAUGCUCAAGACUCCUCCGACUGCUGUCACUGAGCACGAUGUAAAUGUGGCCUUUCAGCAGGCGGCUCAUAAGGUGCUGUUGGACGACGACAACCUCCUUCCUCUGCUGCACCUCACUGUAGACUACCAGGGCAAAGACGGCAAAGAGGCGACAGGCCCCAGAGAUGGAGCCACUCCUCCACAAGACACCUCCCCUCGUGAGGUCCCUCCCACGGGUUGGGCAGCUCUCGGUCUCACCUACAAGGUCCAGUGGCCGCUGCACAUCCUCUUCACUCCUGCUGUCUUAGAGAAGUACAACGUUGUGUUCAGGUACCUGCUGAGUGUGCGGCGGGUGCAGUCGCAGCUGCAGCACUGCUGGGCUCUACAGAUGCAGAGGAAACACCUCAAGUCCAGCCAGACCGACGCUGUCAAGUGGAGACUGCGCAACCACAUGGCGUUCUUGAUCGACAACCUGCAGUAUUACUUACAGGUGGAUGUGCUGGAGUCUCAGUUCUCUCAGCUGCUUCAGCAGAUCAACUCCACCAGAGACUUCGAGAGCAUCCGACUGGCCCACGACCACUUCCUCAGCAACCUGCUCGCCCAGUCCUUCAUCCUCCUGAAGCCGGUAUUUCACUGUCUGAACGAGAUCCUCGAGCUGUGCCACAACUUCUGCUCACUGGUGAGUCAGAGUGUGGUGUCGCUGGACGAGAGGGGAACUGCUCAGCUCGAUAUCCUGGUCAAGGGCUUCAGACGUCAGUCCUCCUUACUGUUUAAAAUCCUUUCGAGCGUGAGGAACCAUCAGAUAAACUCUGAUCUGGCUCAGCUGUUACUGCGACUGGACUACAACAAAUAUUACACGCAGGCUGGAGGCACGCUGGGCAGUGUUUAAGAAGAGUGCAAAGGAUUAAGAUUUGGAGACAUGUCCUCCUCUGCUAACCUCUCACACUGAACAGAAGAUCAUCAGUCCUGUCCUUUCCCUGUGGCAUGCCUGUUAAAAUGAUGUUUAAAGAGUUCGUUCACCCAAAUAACACAACCAUUUUCCUCACUUACCUCUAGUGGUAUCACGCCUGCAGGAUUGCUUGUGGCGCUUUCAGCAACUGACAGAUUUCAGUGGGACUAUUUCUCUGGUAGAAAGUAGUUCCAGUGAGAUUGUCAACAAUAACCAGACGAAGCUAAAGUGAAUCUUCCUGUAAAAAGCCUAGCUCGACUGAGCUUUACAAACAGAAUCAUGCUUAAGCAGCUUCAAAAUAAAGUAAAGAGACUAAUUUAAGCUUGGUUUAAGAGCUGUUUAUAUAUUUGAUUUAAAGGAGUAGUUCAACAUUUUGGGAAAUGUGCUUAUUUAAUACUGAGAAUAAGAUGUAAAGAUUGACUCCACUCAUCGUCUGUUAAAUAAGAAGCUACAGAGGUCAAAACUCCAGCAACUAAUGUCAACGCUUGAGACCAUCAUCAUCCCCAGCCAGGAGACUACUGGCUUAGCUUAGCAUAAACGCCUUUGGAUUUAGCCAGCCAGGCUAGCUGUAGCUACAUAUUUAGCAUAUAGACAUGAGAGGUGAACUAAUCUUCUCAGCUAACUCUGCAAAUAAGAAAAUUGACCAAGCUGCUGUAAAGAUUUUAAAUGAAUUCUCUUCCACUGUGAAGCUCUGGAAGCAGAAAUCUCAGACAGAUCUAAACGGCUUAGCAUUAUCUGCUAGAUGGAAGACCACUAGAACUGAGCGGGGAAUUUUUGGGUGAUCUGACUCUUUGGCUGUAGCGCACUGUUCUUGUAUAAACUGUAAAUAUUAAAAACCUUGCAUGUACCAUUUACUGUAGAGGAAAUAAACUUAAAUCAGUUAAAAUGAAACAA